Molecule: messenger RNA, 4446 nt
Organism: Lontra canadensis (Northern American river otter)
Lineage: Eukaryota; Metazoa; Chordata; Mammalia; Carnivora; Mustelidae
Gene: OGFRL1
Product: opioid growth factor receptor like 1
Exons: 7
Coding region: 56-1417 (453 amino acids)
Cellular component (GO): membrane
Molecular function (GO): opioid growth factor receptor activity
Source: RefSeq, a predicted model, not a curated record
CGCCCCGUCCCGCGCCCCGCAGCCCCGCAGUCCCGCGCCCGCCGCCGCCUCUUCAAUGGGCAACCUGCUCGGCGGGGUCAGCUUCCGCGAACCCACCACCGUGGAGGACUGCGACUCCACCUGGCAGACGGACUCGGAGCCCGAGCCCGAGGAGCCGGGGCCGGGUGGCGGCGGCGAGGGCCCGGGGCAGGAGCCCGAGCAGCCUGCGCAGCCCCCGGAGCGAGUCGGAGGGCGGCCCCGCGCCGGCCCCGCGCCGGACGAAGACGCCGAGGCGGCGGGCGCCGAGCAGGGUGGUGAUUCCACUGAAGCAACUACCAAACCAAAGAGAAGCUUUUAUGCUGCAAGGGACCUGUACAAAUAUCGACAUCAGUACCCACAGAACUUCAAAGAUAUCCGAUAUCAAAAUGACUUGAGUAAUCUUCGUUUUUAUAAGAAUAAAAUUCCAUUUAAGCCAGAUGGUGUUUACAUUGAAGAAGUUCUAAAUAAGUGGAAAGGAGAUUAUGAAAAGCUGGAGCACAACCACACUUAUAUUCAAUGGCUUUUCCCCCUGAGAGAACAAGGCUUGAACUUUUAUGCUAAAGAAUUAACUACAUAUGAAAUUGAGGAAUUCAAAAAAACAAAAGAAGCAAUUAAAAGAUUCCUCCUGGCUUAUAAGAUGAUGUUAGAGUUUUUUGGAAUAAAACUGGUUGAUAAAACUGGAAAUGUUGCUCGGGCCGUUAACUGGCAGGAAAGGUUUCAGCAUCUGAAUGAGUCCCAGCACAACUAUUUACGAAUCACUCGUAUUCUUAAAAGCCUUGGUGAGCUUGGAUAUGAAAGUUUUAAAUCUCCUCUUGUAAAAUUUAUUCUUCAUGAAGCCCUUGUGGAAAAUACUAUUCCCAAUAUUAAACAGAGUGCUCUGGAGUAUUUUGUUUAUACAAUUAGAGACAGGAGAGAGAGGAGAAAGCUCCUGCGUUUCGCCCAGAAACAUUACACGCCUUCAGAGAAUUUUAUCUGGGGGCCGCCGAAGAAAGAACAGUCAGACGGGGGAGGCAAAGCCCAGAAAAUGCCUGCCCCUCCCACCUCCGGUCACAUCAGUCAAACUUCUAUGCACAAAAAAUCCAAGGACUCCAAAAAUUCCUCCUCAGCUGUUCAUUUAAAUGGCAAAACAGCCGAAGAAAAAAAAGCGGCACCUGGAGGGCCUGGAGAGGAGAGAGACAGGCCCAGUGCAGAGCCCAGCGGUGAAACUACCAAGCCGAGAAACACAGAGGACAGUAAUGGCGAAAAUUCAAAUUCUGAACCGGAAAAAACAGUCACCAGUCCCACUGAGCAGAAGGAGAGUACAGCUUCUCCUGAAAAAGAGGAGGACGGUGACAGUCAUAGCAAAGACUGUGAAGAUCCUGGAACUGCAGGUGCUCCCGAUGAUGGACAAUCACAGUGAAUUAUCAGAGAACCCACACCCCAGCUUAGGUAAGGGAGGAGGAACUGUAUAGGGUCUCCUGAAGAACGGAGGGCACAUUGCAGAUUUUCCCCAUCUGUUUUUGAUUUCUGUUGUCAACUUUUUUUUGCUGGUUUUUCAUUUUGGAUGACAAUGAAUUCAAUCUUUAGUAAGAAGUUUUAAGCAAGACCCAAUAAACGAAUGUAUUCUGUAAUGCUUUUAGGAUGUGACUUUUCAAAUUCUGUACCUAAUGAUUGCUUUUAAGUGAUUUUCAGUGUAUCUGGGAAUAAUCAUGUAGUAUUUGAUGUAUCAAAUAAAUUCCUUGGGAGAUUACAGUCUACAUAAAGAAAAGCAAGAGGAUGAAUUUCGUCCUGUUGCCAUGCUUUUUGCCAAUUUAUGGAUUUAUUUCUUAAGCUGGAAAAACAAUUUGGUCAUUUCAGAUAUAUUCAUAGAGUAAUUUGGACUCAUCAUUACAACACCUUAAUAUGUUUAUUUUUAAAUUCUGGUACGUGAGAUUUAUAUUCUUGGGGAGCUAUAAUCUCCCAGCCCAUUUCUUGUCCUCACUGCCCUUUCCUGUUUCCCUCUCUCUGCACUUGCCCUCAUUUGCCAUCUUUGUCAGCCAGAAUGUGUGUUUCUUGGGUACGUUCAGGUGAUCCCCUGUACUGAAAUUUAAAUGGAACAGAAAGGCACUUUUCAACUGUAUGAUCAUCAAGAAUUUGCUUUUUUAAAUUAAUAAAAAUGUCUUUCUAUGUUAAAUGCUUAAAAACUAAUUUUGAUGCAAAAGUCCAAGAGAAGGAUUUUGCUUUUAUGGCUGUUCCAUAUAAAUUUGGUGCUUGUGUCUAAAUGCAAAUGACUAAAGAAUUAAAAAAUAAGAAAAGAAAUUACUCAUUUUUAAACGGCAUGCUUCUUACGCUGUCAACAAGGUAGUGGUCCCUAAUCCUUGACUAUCUCAGUGUUCUGUGGGCUAUGAAAUUAAUAAUAGUACUUAGUCCAGAGUAUCUUAAAAAAAAAAAUUUGUUGUAUCUCUAAGUUGUGAAACCUCGAAAUUGAGAAUAGAUUUGAAAUUCCAUAUCCUCAGGUUUAGCAAGCACUUGAUGUUUUGAUACUGGUUAAGAGGAAGUAAUUUUAUUUCCUCUACUACUAUUAUUAAUUAGUAUUACAAAUCAGAAAAUAAUCAGAAAUGCUGUGGUGAGAACUUCAAAGCAUACGUACAAAUAUAGUUAAAGCAAUUAAUAGAAAAAAGUUCACUUUCAUUUAGAGCAGAAUUGGCUUUUGUAUAUCUCUUGCGCUUUUAGAUUCACUUUAACCACCAGAGAAUUUUUACUAUGUUCUAAUUGUUAGUCAUAACAUACCAUCUUCUGUUACCUUUAUGAUCAGGGGAUUUCCAGCCAAAGAUUUCUAGAGAAUAUAUCAACAGUAUGCCUUUAGAAAUACUUUAUUGCUUUGAAGUUUACAUGAAACAUCACAUUUGCUCAAACUUGACUUUUUAAAUAUGAAUAUUAGAAACAAUUUGUAUAUCAUAUUCCAAUUAAUCUAGAGUAUUUUCUCAUUUUUGGUUCCCAUAACAUCCCAAUUUUUGCUUUCUAUUGUUUGUGAAGUGAACAUAAAGAUUUGGGGAAACAAUUCUGCUUUUGCAUUUCGGUUUCGUUUUUGUAUGGACCCUCUAAUGUGGUGCUUGUAGCAAUGUCCCCAUAGAGAUGAUAAACAGUUUUCAGAGUUAGACGGUGAGAGUAGUUGUCACAUUGAACUGAAUUGUAGGAACAUGAUUAAUUCAAAAUAUCUUACCAAAUCUGAAUACAUGAUAAAGCGUUCAGACUGCUUUCUAUGUGUAUACUGCUAAAAAUUUGUGAUCAGAUAUUAAAAUAUUUAAAGAACAGUGGACAGAGACAAAAAUAAAUGGAUAUAAUCUGAAUGUCUUGGAAACUGUAGUGUAUCAGAGCCCUUACAGGUAAAACAUUUCAUUCAACAAUUUAACUUUUAGAAUAUUAUUCCUAAUUAGGGGUUUGAUUAGAUUAUGCCAAUUAAUUGGAGAAGAUUUAGUCUCAAGGGAAAAACUGCCUGGCUUCCAUUUAAAACAGUGGCCUUUUCCCACUAUUAUUUUUAAGAUCCAUAUUCAUAUGUAACAGUAUAAUUCCUCCAUUUAAUCUGCAAAUAUUUUAUGAGAGAAUUCUUCAGUAGAGAACAAGUGAGGAGAUGUCAUUCCUUUUGCAAAUAAAAACUGAGUGUCUAAAAUUUUUUUUCUAUAAAGAAUACUUUGUACAAUUAAUAGUUUUUUAAAUAAGAUCUAUAGAUACGUAUUUAUGUGGGUCUUAAAUAUGAAACAGCCCUCUGGGUUUGACGCUGAUAUUUUGUAUUUUGAAAAACUACCAUAUGCUUGCAGAAAUUUAUUGAGAAGCUGUUUUAAAAAUGCAAUGAAGCAUGGCCAAAUAGCUAGAAACAUUAUUGAAUCUUUCCAAAUAUAUAGACUUUAUUAUUGUACCUUGGACUGCGAGGAUAUAAACAUUGGCUAUUGAUAAAAUAUUAAAUUGCAUUUCAUGGCAAAUAGAUGUUAUAUCGCUUGGUUAGUCUAGUACAUUUCUAAUAUUUUGUGCUUUCAUAUCUCUAAGGGGAUAAUAUAUGUGAAAGUAUUUUGAAAUACUGUAAAGUGAUAUAUAAUUAUAAGAUAUAUUUCUGUACAGUAGAGAAAAGUUUAUAACAUUAAGAAUAUUGUAUCAUUAUACAGUUUCAUGCUCAAUCUCAUAAGGAACUCAGAAGAAUCAUGAUAGAAGUGAAAAUGUGUCUGCUUUCUCUAAAUCAGGUCUAGUUCUCAGUUCAAAAAUUAUUUUGUAUAGUUUUAUUUUAAAUUUAGGUUUUGAGACUACUUUUUUCAGCUUCAAGUAGAAAAUAAAAUAUACAACUCAGGAGUUACUAGAGAAGUUCUAAGAUUUUUUUGCUAAGUAUUAAAAAUAUAAAUAUAUGAAAAUGUCAUUUAACACCUAUCAUUAUCAUUAUGUUUCAUGUUUUGUUGUAUAGAAUUACCUACUUUGCUUCUA